GAGGGAGCGAAGUGCGUGUGCGGGAGAGAGAGAGAGGGAGAGAGAGGCAGAGAGCGGGCGAGGAAGGCGCGCGAGUGUCUGUGUGUGUGCGCGCGCGCGUGUGCGUGUGUGGAGGAGAAGGCGAAGGCGGCGGCGGAGAGCCGGGCGGGCGGAAGGCAGGCUGGGCCUGACGGCGGCAGAAGGAACCCGAGGAAGGAGAAGAUGGCGGAUGGCGACAGCGGGAGCGAGCGAGGGGGCAGCGGGAGCGGCAGUGGCGGCGGCGGCGGCGGAGGAGGCGGCGGCGGCGGGGGCGGCUUCCAGGGACACCGCGGCGGCGGCGGGGGCGGCGGGGCCCCCGGCCCGGAGCAGGAGACGCAGGAGCUGGCCUCGAAGCGGCUGGACAUCCAGAACAAGCGCUUCUACCUGGACGUGAAGCAGAACGCCAAGGGCCGCUUCCUGAAGAUCGCGGAGGUGGGCGCGGGGGGCUCCAAGAGCCGCCUCACGCUCUCCAUGGCGGUGGCCGCCGAGUUCCGGGACUACCUGGGCGACUUCAUCGAGCACUACGCGCAGCUGGGGCCCAGCAGCCCCGAGCAGCUGGCCCAGGCCUCGCCCGGCGGGGAGGACGGCGGGGGCGGCGCGGGGCCCCGGCGGGCCCUCAAGAGCGAGUUCCUGGUGCGCGAGAACCGCAAGUACUACCUGGACCUGAAGGAGAACCAGCGCGGCCGCUUCCUGCGCAUCCGCCAGACCAUCAACCGCGGGCCGGGCGGCGGCGGGGGCGGCGGCGGCGGAGGGCCGGGCUUCCCGGGGGGCCCGCCGGGCCUGCAGAGCGGCCAGACCAUCGCGCUGCCGGCGCAGGGCCUGAUCGAGUUCCGCGACGCGCUGGCCAAGCUGAUCGACGACUACGGCGCCGACGAGGACGAGCUGGGCGGCGGCGGCGGCGGCGGGGGGGCCCGGGGCGGGGGCGGCCUGUACGGCGAGCUCCCCGAAGGCACCUCCAUCACGGUGGACUCGAAGCGCUUCUUCUUCGACGUGGGCUGCAACAAGUACGGCGUCUUCCUGCGCGUCAGCGAGGUGAAGCCUUCCUACCGCAACGCCAUCACGGUGCCCUACAAGGCCUGGGCCAAGUUCGGCGGCGCCUUCUGCCGCUACGCCGACGAGAUGCGAGACAUCCAGGAGCGCCAGCGGGACAAGCUGUACGACCGACGGGCCGGGCCGGCCGGGCCGGGGAGCGGCAGCGGAGCCGGCGACGAUUCCGACGGAGACGAUGUAGACGACGACUGAGCCUCUCUCUCCCCCCCCCCGCCCUCCUCCUCCUCCUCCCCCGGGCCGCCUCCUCCCCGUCGCCCCCUUGCUUCUGACAACCCCCUUCUCCUCGCCAUGGAGUAGGGGACUGGGUGGAGCAGGGAAGGAAACCCGGCCCCAAGCUUCCUCCCCACCUCACACGCAUCCUUCUGUCAUGGGAGAGAGGGAGCUUCGAGAUGACCUGCAUACACCCCUGACCUGCACCACUUCUGGAGCACCCUCCUGAUCUCUAUCUCUGUGACCCUUUUAUUUUUCCCAGGGAUACAGCAUCUGUUGGGCCUCACCGACAUCAUUGCCUCCCCUGCAGAGAGGAAUCUUUGUGGCCUCAGUUAACCUCAACCUUAGCCCAUGGCGGAGAGAAGGGGAUCUCUGCCAUCUAAAUCUGUCCUGCCUUCCAAGGCUCCUCCUCUACCGAAUGGCUGAGAUGUUUUAUUUGGGAGGAAGGGAGGGAGAAUUGUUACUUGGGUCUUGACUCUCUCUUUCACUUCCACCCAGACCCUUCACUCUUGCAUUUCUGAGGUGGUGCCCCUCUACUCUUGAAACCAGCAUUCUGGAGAAUAAAAGGCCACUGAGCAUUGUUUGAAGGAGGGGAGAAGCUACCACCGCUGUCCAAAUCAGUGGGGGCAUGGGGCUUAUUUUGAGGGGGGUGCAGAUCCCGAUGGGGAAAGUCAUAGAGAUCAAUCAUGGAUUUAGACCAGCAGAAAAUGGGGAUUUAAAUGGGUCGGGGAAGGGGACAUAGCAGGUGGGCAGGGGAAAGAAGCAACCAACUCAAAAUACCUUUUCAGAAAGGUAAUUGGGUGGGGGGAGCCUGUAUCUGGACCAAUGUCCAUUGUUGUCUUCCCCCCCCCCCUUUGCAGAAUUGUUUGUUUUAUUUUGGGGGUGCAAAUUGCUAAGCUCCAGGUGCCUGAACUGGAAUUGAUAAGUGAAUUACUUUAAAGCUGGCAGGUUCUAAAGAUCUUAAAUUGUAUUUCAUUUUUCUUUUUUUAAUGGGGGUUGCAAACAGGUAGAUUAAAGAAAAACAGGCAUAAAGCACAAGGCAUGCAGAGUGGACUGGUCGCUGCUCGCUAAAGUUCUUCCCCUUCUCUCCAAAUAAGGUGAAAGCAAAUGGCUUUAAUAGGAGGCGGAAACUGGAGCUGUCUUUCUGCUGACUUCAAAAGAUGAUCUGGUCAAAGAAGUGAAAUCUGUAGCUGGGUUUUUAAAAAGCAAAAUCUUGAAAUUGUAAUUUGGCAAAGGAACUGUGUGGCUGCAGGUCUGUGAAAAGAACCAUGUAGGAAAACGGAAGGCUUCUUUCAUCGUGCAAACUAGUGGACAUGAACACAGACACCAAGAACCUCAGGUCCAGAAGUCCAGCAUCAGUUAUUCUUUUAACAAGAUUUUUUUUUAACAAAAAGAGAACUAUCCAUUUUCUCAGUACCUCACAUUAUGUUAACAGCAGAGUUGGCAAGAGUGAAUUGAUGGGAUGGAUUGUUCAGAGCAAUGCAUGUCCAGUUGGAGCUUGAUAUCCAUCACUAAAAAGGAGCAGAAACAACCCCACAAAAGAUCUGUGACUGAACGUUCCCUAGCAGCGUUUUACCAUCUUCACAUUUUAUUAUAGACUGGCUACUGCCAAUUUAUCCAGCUGUCCUUUCCAAACAAAGUUGGGUGUCUCCACCCAAAUAAUUGCCUCAUCUAUAUUUUGAAUGGAUUCUUAAUCUAAAAUGAUAUUUUUUUAAAACAAAUGAAGUCAGACCUAUUCCCUCCAAAAGUGUUUUUAGAUACAUUCUAUACUGGCAACUUUGAAUUGAAUGGAAGUGUACUGUUCACUACAAAGUUUCAGGUAUUAUUUGUGCAACAUCUUAAGAGAGGCAGGUAAACCUUCCUCUACAAUCUUUUUUAAGUGUGCAUGCCUGUCCUUUAUUUGAGCUGCCUUUUUAAUUUAUUGCAUACCCUUAUUACCUUAUUUUGGUAUUACUCUUAUCUAUACUAUCUUUGUUUUGUAUUUAUUAGAAAGCAAGGAGACAUAAAAGGCAUUUCUUCACACGGUUGUCACUGUAGUGGGGAAAUUUGCAAGAAUUUUCUUUUAAAAAAUUAAUUGGUUUUACUAUAGCUAUUAUAAAGAUCUGCAAAUGAUGUCAGAAUAGUUUACCACAAGAUGUUCAGCCACACAUAUAAUUGUUUAUUUUCAAAGAUAUUUCUUUAUUCCCAGUGUCCACAGUAGAUAUUUUUAUUGUAUUUUUGAAGAAAUAUUUCUUUCCAUUUUUCUCCGUCGCAAAGAACUUGUUUCCUGAAUUGUAAUGGGAGCAAUAGUAUUUCUUGAUGUUUUAAUUACAUCUGUAUACUCGUACUGUAUUUUGUACUCUCCAAGGCAGCUGUUUUCAAUAAUGUCCUGCUGUAUCUACCUAUGUAUUUUUGUUCAAAUGUAUGUAGUUCUUUGCUCCGGAGAACAACUUUCACCAACAAAAGUUUCAGCAGGUUAACUGGGAUACCACAGCCCUCUAGGAUUGCAGAAAACUCUACUUAACUAAUUAGAGCUCUAGGCAGCAAUGAAAAUUGAGGCUGCAGAUGCUUGGUGUAUAUUGCUGUAACUCUUCACUCAUUUUAAACCAAUGUACAAUACUUGUAUAGACCAACAAUGUUUUGUUGCUUCAGUGGUAAUUGGGUUUUUUUUCCCUUUUGUUGCUCAGCUGCUGUGAGCCAAUUAAAAUGCAGUACCUCUCCUUUUCAGGAGAAUUUUUUUUUUUUUUGGCUGAAUUGCAGUAACUCGUCUUACCUUUGUAUUGCGUGGUAGUGACAGGGUUUGACUGUCCCUGGCCAGUGGCUACAUAUGCUAUAAUUAGCUGUCUAGGAAGUAUGUGGAAGUAGACAGAAGCAUAUAUCAGUUGUAUGCCAAGAAUGCUGCCAUAUAUGGUGUUGUUUUGGCAACCAGAAAAAAAUCUUCUGUAGUCAUUAGACCACUUAAAGCAUUGUAUAUUGGGUACACAGACUGACACAUGACCCUCCAAGGUAUAUAGGUGGUGACAAUGCAGUGUGUCAGUAGGAGAGUCUCAGUGAAAAUACUGGGCAUGCUUGUGUCCAGCUUAAGUAUAAGUGGUAAGAUUUUAAAUGUUUUGAGUAAUACUGAGGUUAUCUCACCAUAGCAGGUUAACGGCCAAGCCUCAUGCUAUAGGAAAAUUAGUCUGGUGGCACAAGCCCUUGUUAGGUGCAGGGGUUUACGGAGGAAAAUCCAUAGAACUCUGAGAGUGGGGGAAGGGGGCUUGCCUGGCAUCUGUAGAGCUUUGAACCUCUCCUCCCUGUUGUAAAAUUUGGGACUUCUGUGAUUAAAAUAGUGGAGAUUGCAAAUACUGUAUUGUUUAAGGGUCACUUGGAAGCAUUGAUUGGCCUCUAGUGAAAGAUGAAUCCUAUUUGGUGUAGGGAUAACUGUUAGAAAUCUCACCACCCCCCUUGCACACAUGUGUGCACUUUGUACAAACUGCGCCUUUAAAAGAAAAAUCACACUGCUCUCUAAGCCUAGUAGUUUUGUCUCAACAAUUGGUCUCUGCAAAUUCUAAGUAGGCAGACUUGUCCCUGUUCAGAGUCGCUUCUGUUCAUGUGAUAGGGAUAUUCAGCCAUGUUGGAAAAAAUGUACUGCCUGGAUUACAUCUCGGAUGAAUGAUCUUGUUAUUCCUGUUUAUAUUCUUGUGCUUAAAUGUCAAUUUGGGUAAAGGCUUCCCCAUUCUUGGUGCUGCAGUUAAAUUGUAUCUUUGAAUUUUUCUGCAGCAACAUUGACAGUACCUCAGUGCAGUUUACAAGCUGCCGUCUGGCAUAUCUGUGCUUAAAAUAGCGGAAUUCCAUAAACUUACUGGAGUUUAGCUGCCACACGUUCAGGUAUGUUGAGUUAUGUGGCUUGUGGAUCACACUGUUGUCUUAAAAAUGUCAGUUCUGUGUGAGGGGGAAAUGGGCAAACCUCCCUGUGGAGUUCUGCAUAUCCAACAUUUCUAGACUUCUACUGUCCUUGGAGUGAUGCAUCUGCUGUACAAAACAAAAUGUAAAUCUUGUAUAGCACCAAAAAUUGUAAAUAUUUGAGGCAUACAGGUAUAAA
Podarcis muralis (Common wall lizard) is the source of this 5338-nucleotide messenger RNA. It is a transcript of the gene PURB, whose product is annotated as purine rich element binding protein B. Gene Ontology annotation, biological process: regulation of transcription by RNA polymerase II. Gene Ontology annotation, cellular component: nucleus. NCBI's taxonomy places the organism in Eukaryota, Metazoa, Chordata, Lepidosauria, Squamata, Lacertidae. The record is from RefSeq and is a predicted model, not a curated record. Gene Ontology annotation, molecular function: RNA polymerase II transcription regulatory region sequence-specific DNA binding; DNA-binding transcription factor activity, RNA polymerase II-specific; purine-rich negative regulatory element binding.